CGACUAUGUAAAGGCGGGGCCCCGCACCAUCAUGUCCCUGCUCUCGUCGUCGGAGACGCUGUCCUUCAACGCCUUUCUCGCCUCGGUCGACCACACUCACAUCGCAGAGAUCAGCCCCGACCUCGCCGAGCAGAUCUCCAUCAGCAAGGGGAGGCAUGCCCUCGCAAAGGCCACGAAGGAUCUCAUGUCCCUGGGCAACCGCGCCCACGGCAACAGCAAGACUCGUUCGGGCGCCAGCGGCCGCGCAGCAGGGGCGGGGUUAGGCUCGGGAGCAGCGGCGGGUCCAAGCCAUUGGCCGAGCUUCAGCCCAGAUUCGAAUGGGGGUGACGCGCGGUCUCCCCGCUCGUUCGACCUGUCCAAGUCGAUGAUGCAGCCAGAGCCCGGCGCAUACACAACGCAUCCACACAGCCAGUCGCAGCCGUCGAUACACUCGCUCACGUCGGGGUCGCCCCCAUACACGCUACCGCCCCUUAACGGCGACCUGCCGCCUACCAACGGCUUCGAUACCCCUCAUCGCAACGCGCUCAUCUCAUCCCCUUCCGCUCCUUCAACCCUGGGCCACCCAGCGGGCAGUUCGUCGAAGCGCUCCUUACCAGACGAUUCCGAGCCCAGCAGCUCCAAACGGGCGAAACCGGCUGCGCCGCGCGAGAAGCAGCGCAGGCAGUCGUCGGCGAGUGCGAGCUCCGCCAGCAAGGCUGCCAAGCCCGCCCUGCUGACUCCUGCCGAGAAACGCGCGAACCACAUCCAGAGCGAACAAAAACGCCGGGCGAAUAUACGGAGAGGAUACGAGGCACUAUGCGCUGCUGUCCCUGCCUUACGGGAGGCAAUUGCGCAGGAGGAGGCCAACGGUGGAGGCGAGGCAGAGUCGAGCGCGAAAGGCCGAAAACGACGGAAGAAGGGCGAAGACAGUGCACUCGAUGGACGAGCAGGCCCCAAGAGUGAGAAUGUGGUACUGCAGAAAACCAUUGACCACAUACACUUACUGCUCAGCGACCGCGAGGCGUUGUUCUCUCGUCUACAAGCCGCGCGCCAAGCCCUCGGCGAGGGGCACCCCGCUUUGGUCCUAAACACCGAACUCCGGGAUAUCAGCGGUGUGCCGCUUUGGGAGCGCGAGUGGAACGGCGGAACGGGCACUGACGACGGCGCUGAUGACGAUGACGGUGACGACUUUGGAGGGAGCGAACCCGAAGCCUGAAGAGUAGAGGUGAUAUACAAAGUCACUAUGCGGGGUGGUGGACACUGGAAAUCGGAGGAGAGUAUGGAUAGUUCGUCGUGGCAACCGUGUGUGCUCUGACAUGUACAACAGACGUGGACCAGGACUGUUACUGGAAGCCGUGUUACUCUUACCUUAGUGCUAGUCAUACUAACGCUGUUGUCGCAACAUGCUUAAACACGACUGUAAUUUGCUGCGUCGUUCAACAGCACAUGCCCUCCGGCUGAACUAGGUUCGACACAAACACCUCACGUGUCGCAGUGUGGAGGGUCUUGGUAUGAGACUACCGGCUGAACAAAGCAGCCUACCCCUACAAUGCAUACAUAGCGUACCAC
Fomitopsis serialis is the source of this 1548-nucleotide messenger RNA. RefSeq lists its product as uncharacterized. The record is from RefSeq and is a predicted model, not a curated record. Gene Ontology annotation, biological process: regulation of transcription by RNA polymerase II. NCBI's taxonomy places the organism in Eukaryota, Fungi, Basidiomycota, Agaricomycetes, Polyporales, Fomitopsidaceae. Gene Ontology annotation, molecular function: DNA-binding transcription factor activity, RNA polymerase II-specific; protein dimerization activity; RNA polymerase II cis-regulatory region sequence-specific DNA binding. The transcript is spliced from 2 exons. The coding region runs from base 32 to 1195 and encodes 387 amino acids.